Molecule: messenger RNA, 1788 nt
Organism: Zygosaccharomyces rouxii
Lineage: Eukaryota; Fungi; Ascomycota; Saccharomycetes; Saccharomycetales; Saccharomycetaceae
Gene: IKS1
Product: protein kinase IKS1
Exons: 1
Coding region: 1-1788 (595 amino acids)
Biological process (GO): protein phosphorylation
Molecular function (GO): ATP binding; protein kinase activity
Source: RefSeq, a predicted model, not a curated record
AUGAGUUUGGUCCCUUAUCGAGAAGGUUCUGUAAUACUAGGUGAUCCUAGUUCUCGAUCUUUGGUGAUUGUGAACCCUUCAUCUGGAUCUCUAGAGUUCUAUCGUAAAAUUUACAAAACUGGACCUGAUGGUCCCGACGGUCAUGGAGACGUUAAGUCCAGGAGAUAUUCCAUUGCAUCAUACGUUUGUCCCAGAUGUGGCACAGAGAUUCACCCCAGGCUACCACUAACUGAAGUUGAUGAAGAUGAUCCCAAUGAAACAACAGACGAAAAGAAUCUACAUGGUAUGAAUCUUUCUCGUAAGUACUUUCAUUUUUUGGAAGAUAGUCAUAAAAUUAAUGAGUCUAGCGCUUCUAUGCUACCACCACCACAUCCAUUUUUCAUUCCACAGGAAUUGUUCAUUCCAGGAUAUUUCCAUAAAUUCUUCAGAGUUUUAUCAUUAUUGGGUAGUGGUGCUCGUGGAUCUGUGUUUAAAGUGGUUCACAGAAUUGGGGACAUCGAUUUGGGAAUAUUUGCUUUAAAAAAGAUACCCAUUGGUAACGAUAUGGUAUGGUUCCAAAAAUGCAUAAGAGAGGUUAAAGCUCUUAGUUCUUUAACGCAUAUGAGUGCGAAUUUAAUUACAUAUAACCAUGUGUGGUUAGAAAUGGAUACCGCUUGUGGAUUAGUACGGACCUUAGAUGGUGAAGAAUCCGAUACUGUACAAGAUAUCCCCUGCAUAUUUAUCUUACAACAGUACUGUAGUGGUGGAAAUUUAGAAAAUUUCAUCUUAAAGGAUGUAUUUCACAAAUUCGCAGACAUUCAAUCACCAGAGGAACGCAAGAGAUUAUUUCGAUUCAAGAAGACUCAUAGUCAUGUUCCAUUGGGGCUGUCCACAGAGCAGAUCGUUCAUAUAAUGAGAGAUAUUGCUAGAGGCAUACAUGAACUGCAUGAUAUUGGAAUUAUUCAUCGGGAUUUAAAACCUUCCAAUUGUCUUCUUCUUAAAAACUACAAUGUAGAAACCGCGCUAGAUGAAUUUUAUCCGACUAUAGUCAUUGGUGAUUUGGGAGAGUCUCAAAAGGAUGGAGAAUAUAGAUCUGCUACUGGUGCUACAGGUACAUUGGAGUUUACUGCGCCCGAAUUGAUAAUAUCCGGUAAGACAGUUGAUUACAGGGAGUACAGUUUUGCAUCGGAUAUCUAUUCAAUAGGUAUGGUUUGUUAUUUCAUUGUGUUUGGUGAAUUGCCAUUUGAACCGCAUAUGGAGAUUAGAGAUCUGAAAUUGGCUAUCAAGGGGAUUCUGUUUAAUAAGGAAUCUCUCUUGCAACAGCAUGCAUCUCUAGGCUUGAAGCCCAUCGACGGGAGAAUUUUCGAACUCAUGGAACUCCUGCUUUCUAAAGAUUAUGAAAAGAGACCCUCUGCCAAAGAAGUUGAAUUAUUUCUGGAUGAAGUAUGGAUAAGUUUAGAUCUAGAGACUGCAUCUGAAAGUUUAGAACCACGGGAAUCUGACUGCGAAGAAACAUUGGACGACAUCGACAGUCAAUCACUUGUUCCCAUUUCCGACAGUAGGCCUAAGCAAUCAACCACACGUCCAAAAUUAACUCCCUCAGUAUGGAAAAAAUGGCUCUGUGUUUUGAUGAAUAUGGUUAUUGUGACCUCUAUUACUUUUUCAUCACCCCAAGCUUCAAUUCCAGUUCAUAUGUCAUUGAUUUUACUAGGUGUAUCUAUACGAUCAAAUUUAAGGCAACAAAGAUGGUUUCUGGCAAUUUUACUAAUGGCAAGGGUAUAUGUGGGGAUUUCAACUACUUAUUUCUAA